AUGAAUGAAAUUCUUUCUCAAAUCACAAAAACUGAUAAUUUACUUAUUAACAUUUCUAGAAUAAAUAAUUUAUUGAACUUAAUUGAAAGCUCCUUACUUGCUAUUUCUAACUUUCUAGACACGACUAUAAAUACUAUCCUAUUUUCCAAGGUAAAUGUUUUGCAUCCUAGCGUGAUUAGCCCUUUAAGUCUUUAUAAUGAAUUAACCAGGCAUAUCAAUCAAAUAAAUAAACGUUUAGAUUUUCCAGUGCAAUUGAACAUACAUAAUUUUCAUUCGUUAAUUGAUGUUUCGAAACUUAGUUCAUAUUAUUAUAACAAUAAGAUUGUUUUCAGCUUGCAGAUUCCAUUAAUAACACCUGAUAAAUUCAUUGUUUAUAAAAAUAUCCCAUUACCGACUCCUCACGACGAGUCGCAUAUACAAACGUUUGCACUUAUUCAACCUUCUAAUUCUUAUAUUGCUUUAAGUGACGAUAGAAUACAUUAUACUAUGUUUAAUAACUUAGAUGAUUGUAAAUUUAUUAAUAAUAACUAUUCUAUUUGUGAACUAUUUACUAUAACGUCUAGCAUAAAUAAUCCUAAUUGUGAAUCGAAAUUAUUAACAGAAGUAACUCUCUCCUUACCUUCUGAAUGUAACUCUAAGUUAUUAUUUGGCCAAAUCAAUAUUUGGCAUAAAUUAAAAAAUAAUAGAUGGAUAUAUGUACAAUCCAAUGUAAAUAAAUUAACUAUCAAAUGUAACGAUGAUAUUACUGAUCAUUCUAUUAUUGGCACAGGUAUUGUCAAAUUAACCGAAAAUUGUAUCGGUUAUUCCAAAACUAUUCAAUUAUUGCCAACAAGUACUUAUCAAUUUUCGAUUAAGUCAACUAUAGAUAUAAGCUUUGACAUAACAAGAGAUGAUUGUUGCAAAAAAGAUGUAUUUAAUAAAAGUUUACCAUAUUUAACGCCAAUCUCUCUAAGCAAAGUUAACUUGGAUUCCUUAAAAUAUGCAAGUCAUCAGCUAGAUAGUUUAGAAUUUGAAUUAAAUAAUCUUCAAAAGGAAUCACAUUUUAUAAAAUACGGUUCAUACUAUUCCACAUUUACUUAUAUUUUAAUUGUAUUUCUAUUUUUGUACUUAGCCUACAAAUUAUUUAAAUGUUCCAGAAAUCGACACAAUAAUAGUGGACAUUGUAUACAAAUAUUUAAUCAGUGUAAUAAUAAAAAGUCAUCGAAACAUAAUUCUAAAAUUACAAAUUCAAUUGAGAUGAUUGAUAUGUCUUCACCAAAUCUUUACCAAAUUGUACUAAUUGUGAACCUUAUGAAACUGUACAAAAAGUUCACUCUUCCUCCGGAAGAAAUCUUAAUUUCUAAUUUUAUUCAAUUUUAG
This is a messenger RNA of Parnassius mnemosyne (clouded apollo), 1359 nucleotides long. The record is from the annotation of a GenBank genome assembly. Lineage: Eukaryota; Metazoa; Arthropoda; Insecta; Lepidoptera; Papilionidae.